AUGUCCUUCGAUAGAGUCCUCCCACGCCCACCGGCGCUCUACGAUGAGCCUGGAGCUCGACUCCUGCACAGACAAUCAAGCAGUCUCUUGGAACACAAAAUCAUGAAUAUGAGCGAACGCACCAGAGCAGCAGCCAUGUCACUUGUCUCUGUUGGAGAGAUUCAAACGAGCAGACCAGCCAUUGAGCCUGACAAUUGCUCGACGGCCUUGUCCCAGAUGCAGCUUUCUGCUAUCAAUCGGGAGCAAGCUGUUCAGAAUGGCCAACUGACGGCUAGCUUCUCUGCGGCGUCAACUAGACAAAACACUCCAGUGCUCGCAACUGUCGAAUCGACGGCAAAUGGAGCUGAAGAUAGAUCGGCUUCACGCAGUCCCACUAGAUUGGAGGCUGCUAAAGAGGUGGCUGCGCAAUUUUGUUUGUGUCAGCCUGACCCCAAGAUUCCGAGGCCGAGAAAUGCAUUCAUUCUGUACAGGCAGCAUUACCAGGGGGCCGUCGUUGCCCAGAAUCCUGGACUUGCAAACCCGGAGAUCUCCAAGAUCAUCGGAGAGCAGUGGCGUUCGCUAUCACCGGAAAGCAAGGACCAAUGGAAAGCUUUGGCGGAGGCUGAGAAAGCCCGACAUCAACAACAGUACCCAGACUACCGAUAUCAGCCACGACGUUACGGUCGUGACUAUAAUUCUCGCAACGGGUCGGCUUCGGGCAAUCAGGGUUCAACGACAUGUAAUCGAUGUGGAGGAAAGCUGAUGAACCCGCCUUCCACGCCCCAUACGCCCCUGACUGCCACCAUACCGCCAACCAAUAGUCGUUCUAUGGGCUCAGUGUCUCCUCAUGCUGGAUCCUCUUCUUCCACAUCCUCUUUUUCUUCUCGAGGCAACAACGACAAGUCAAAUCGUCGUCCAAAUGAAUUGCUCAUACCGACUGAUACAGAUCGUCGUAUGUUCAGCAACCAGUGGAAAGAACCCGAUUCCGCACCUGUAGACAACAAACGUCGCCGUUUGAAUGGUGGCACGUCUCAACGCACUGAGAGCCCUGAUACGGAGCCUUACUCUCUUUCGUCCCAAAAGACUUAUGUCUCUCGACCGGGUGUCGCUUAUUUCCGGAGUCAUGUGGAGUCGAUGUCGAACACUGGGCUUAUUCACCAGCAACAACAGCCACCACGACACGAAGGUGACGGUUAUUAUGAUCCGAGUCUGACGCUUCCGCCAUUAAAAGCAGAUGGCAACUCUCCUUGUUCGCCUUCUGCUACAACUCGCAUCCAGACUGAUAGCGUGAUGACAAUCCCUGUCUUGAAUAAGAUCCAGCUUUUAGCCAAAAUAUCUCCUCCGCUUUCUGGGCGAGACAAUACACCGUCCCGAGGCGCCGUUAUUGCAGUUGACGGCCAGGACGCAGCUCAGGUCAAGGUCAUGAUGAAAUAUCUUGGUCAGCUUCUCAUGGAUGACGGAAAAUACGUUGUCCGAGUUUUCGAAGGGCCAGAUAUCCUUGCUCGCAACGAAUCGGCUCCUGGUGAGAUGAAGAAUGCUAUGGUCGAAUAUAUGAGCAUUAUUUCAAACUGGCAUCGCAUCUCAAAUGAAAUUAUCCAAUUCAUCAGCCCGAAAUCUUCAGGGUCCGCUUCCAGCGAGUCUUCAACCGGCUGCAGCACCAGAUCACCGGAGUCUUCAGGUAGCUGCCCAACAGCCAGCCCUUCACCAACGCUGUCUCAAUAUAGCGCAUCACUCAUUCCCAUUGCACUAGUUCCUAGAUACCAGCUCACAGCCGCCGACGCAUAUGCCUGCAAAACUCCGGUUAAUGACUGUUACACAUUUCUGGACCAUUGGCAAUGGAUGGCCUCCCUGUGGCGGGGRUGCAUCGGCCCUGACGKGAUCGUACACAUUCGAAAUUGUGAGUGUGAAGAAAUCGAGCGUCAUGGCCCCGGUAAUCCAAACCCUGUAGAGAUACGGCUUGACGAAGCACGCACCUUGGUCGUUCGACGAGUGCCUGAUCCGUCAAAGGACAUCGAGGAAAAAGCAUUGAGACGUGUCGGCUUCGAGAUUGAGGACUUUCUCACUCGGUGA
Messenger RNA from Talaromyces amestolkiae, 2049 nucleotides. RefSeq lists its product as uncharacterized. Bases 1 to 2049 code for a protein of 682 amino acids. Gene Ontology annotation, molecular function: DNA-binding transcription factor activity, RNA polymerase II-specific; RNA polymerase II cis-regulatory region sequence-specific DNA binding. Gene Ontology annotation, biological process: cell differentiation; negative regulation of transcription by RNA polymerase II; anatomical structure morphogenesis. The record is from RefSeq and is a predicted model, not a curated record. The transcript has 3 exons. Lineage: Eukaryota; Fungi; Ascomycota; Eurotiomycetes; Eurotiales; Trichocomaceae.